Lotus japonicus is the source of this 873-nucleotide messenger RNA. RefSeq lists its product as uncharacterized. Lineage: Eukaryota; Viridiplantae; Streptophyta; Magnoliopsida; Fabales; Fabaceae. The record is from RefSeq and is a predicted model, not a curated record. The transcript has a single exon. Bases 1 to 873 code for a protein of 290 amino acids. Gene Ontology annotation, molecular function: ubiquitin-like protein conjugating enzyme binding; ubiquitin protein ligase activity; metal ion binding. Gene Ontology annotation, biological process: ubiquitin-dependent protein catabolic process. Gene Ontology annotation, cellular component: endoplasmic reticulum.
AUGGCGGAAGAGAAUUCGGGUGCUAUGAACCCUAAUUUGAGUCAUGGUCAAGGUCUUGGGCCAAUAUCUAGGUCUGUAAACGUUGAAUCACUUCAAAGAAUCAACGAAGAAGUCCAUGCUCCCCAUGAAUUGAAUCAUAUUUUGGCCAAUUCAGGUGAUGGAGUCACAUUGGAGGAUGGGGAAGGAUCUUCGGUGACUAAGACGUCACUGAAGAUGGAUGGUGUUAAAAAAGGCAGUGACAAUGAAGAGAAUUUUUUUAAGUGUAUUAUCUGUUUAGAUUUGGCCAAGGAACCUAUUGUGACUCCUUGUGGCCAUUUGUUUUGUUGGCCAUGCAUAUAUCAAUGGCUAGAUGUGCAUUCAAAUUCUAAGAAGUGCCCGGUUUGCAAGAGAGAUGUGAUUCUCAAGAAUGUUACUCCAAUAUAUGGACGUGGAACAAAUGCUCAUGUGAGGGAAGAUAAGGAUUCCGAUCUUGGAAUUCCUUCUAGGCCUGAAGCAAGGCGUGUUGAGAAUUUGAGGGAAGCCCUUCAUUUGAAUGAAUUUCCACUCCUUGUGAAAGACAUUCUUUUGCGUAUGGGAGGAGGCAGAACUAAUCUAAUUCAAUAUUUAUCUCAGCUACUUGAAUCAAACAAUCAUGCUCGUCGUGAACUAGCUGAGAUGCCCAUUUCCGUAUUGAGAAUGUUCAUGUCAUCUGAAGGCAUAACGAAUGAACUAAUUUCUAGGGCACGCCGUCGUCAUGAUGCAGUGAGUUUGCUGAACAACAAUGAUGGCAGAGGUGGUAGAAACCAAGAGCGCCCUCCCUCAUCCAAUGAUGCUUCAAGAGUACCUGGUGUGGAUGCUGAAGAUCAAGCUCCAAGGGGCAGUCAUUUGGACUGA